AUGGCUUCUGCAAAUUAUGGUCCAUCUGAAGAUCAGUUCCUGUGCUCCAUCUGUCUGGAUGUGUUCACUGAUCCAGUCACCACACCCUGUGGACACAACUUCUGCAUAAACUGCAUCAAUGAACACUGGAACACCAGCAACCAGAACCGGUGUCCAAUGUGUAACAAGGACUUCAUCACCAAACCUGAUUUGAGGGUCAACACCAUGUUCUCUGAGAUGGUUGUUCAGUUCAGACAGUCUGCUCAGCAGAAAGCCAGCAGCAGCAGCUCAGAGCAACAAGAGUCCAAACCAGGAGAAGUUCCCUGUGACGUCUGCACUGGAACCAAAGUGAAGGCCCUCAAGUCCUGCCUGGUGUGUCUGGCCUCCUACUGUGAGACUCACCUGGAGCCUCAUCUGACAGCUUCACGCCUGAAGAGACAUCAGCUGAUGGACCCUGUGGAGAACCUGGAAGGCAGGAUGUGUACGAAGCACGAUAAACCUCUGGAGCUGUUCUGUAAGAGCGACCAGACGUGUGUCUGCAUGCUCUGCACUGUUUUAGACCACAAGAACCAUGAUGUUGUUCCUCUGGAAGAAGAAUAUGAAGAAAAGAAGGUUGAGCUGAAGAAGACAGAGGCUGAAAUGCAGCAGAUGAUCCAGAAAAGAAGAGUGAAGAUUCAGGAGAUCAAACACUCGGUCGACCUCAGAAGCCACAAAAGAAACCGGGCUGAAGCUUUCAUCAGAGAGCUGGAAGAGGAAAUCUCUGAGCUGAUGAAGAGGAGCGCUGAGGUGGAGCAGCUGUCUCUCUCUGAAGGACCACCUCCAUUUUUCUCCCAGUCCUCAAACAUCCAUCAGCCACCACCCACCAAGGACUGGACACAGGUCAGUGUUUGUCCUUCAUAUGAGGGGACUGUGGUGAGAGCUGUGUCUCAGCUGGAGGAGACACUCAGUAAGAAGAUGAAGUGGUUUGCUGAGCUGAAGAGGGUCCAGAUGUUUGCAGUCGAUCUGACUCUUGAUCCUCAAACAGCUCAUCCUCUACUCAUCCUGUCUGACGAUGGGAAACAAGUGAAACGUGGUGAUGUGAACAAGAAUCUCCCAAACAACCCAGAGAGAUUUUCUAGCUGGUUCUGUGUUUUAACAAAGCAGAGUUUCUCUUCAGGCAGAUUCUACUUUGAGGUUCAGGUUGAAGGAAAGACUCGGUGGUAUUUAGGAGUGAUCAGAGAGUCAGUCAACAGGAAGGGAAUCAUCUCACGGAGUCCUCAGGAUGGUUACUGGAUCAUAUGUUUGAUAAAUGGAAAUAUAUACUAUGCACCUGAUGAUCCUUCAGUUGUUCUCUCUGUGAAGUCUGGUCCUCAGAAGGUGGGGGUGUUUGUGGACUAUGAGGAGGGUGUGGUCUCCUUUUAUGACGUAGAAGCUGCAGCUCUCGUCUACUCCUUCACUGGCUGCUCCUUCACCGAGAAGCUCUUCCCGUUCUUCAGUCCUGGUUAUUAUUACGAUGGUAGAAACUCUGCUCCUCUGAUCAUCUCUCCUGUCGGAGUAAAUUAAUCAUUCUCUGAUUUCAUGUGAUGAUUUUAUUCAUUAAAGGGAAUAAAUGUACAUAUUUUAUAUAAAUACUGUAUGUUUUUUUCUUUAUUUCUGUAUCAUGACCCUUAUGGAGAAUAUCUAUUUCAACCUUUUGAAUCCAGACUGUUUUAUUUUCACUAAAUAUCCAAAGCUGAAGUUUGACUUUGAGUAAAUCAGCAAAUUAAAUUAUUUCUGAUGU
Molecule: messenger RNA, 1738 nt
Organism: Gasterosteus aculeatus aculeatus (three-spined stickleback)
Lineage: Eukaryota; Metazoa; Chordata; Actinopteri; Perciformes; Gasterosteidae
Source: RefSeq, a predicted model, not a curated record